Messenger RNA from Suillus plorans, 972 nucleotides. RefSeq names its product OPT oligopeptide transporter protein-domain-containing protein. The annotation marks the transcript as partial. Gene Ontology annotation, biological process: transmembrane transport. The transcript has 6 exons. Gene Ontology annotation, molecular function: oligopeptide transmembrane transporter activity. Lineage: Eukaryota; Fungi; Basidiomycota; Agaricomycetes; Boletales; Suillaceae. The record is from RefSeq and is a predicted model, not a curated record.
UGGAUACUACUGGAUAACAUUCUAGUUAAUCAACUAUUUGGUGUCGACUUGGGGUUGGGCAUGACCGUAGUGACAUUUGACUGGACACAAAUCUUGUGGAUUGGCAGUCCAUUGAUGUAUCCAUGGUGGGCUGAAGUACACAUCUUCUUCGGCUUCAUUCUUUUCUUCUGGAUCAUCACACUGAUAUUAUACUACACCAACACAUGGGAUCUCGCCUACUUCCCCUUGAACAACAGCAAUUCAUAUGAUCGCUACGGUAACGUGUACAAUGUGUUGGCUGUGUUGUCUGCCUCCAACCGCUUCAAUCUUACUGCCUAUGAGAACUAUUCUCCGCUUUAUCUUCCCAUGACUUAUGCGAUGACCUACAUACUUGCAUUCGCCCUAUCGACUUGCGUGCUCAUGCACAUGAUCCUUUACCAUGGUCGAAGUUUACUGAAUGGGGUGAAGAAGAUUCGCGUAGAGCAGGAUGACAUCCAUGCGAAGCUCAUGUGCAACUACCCUGAAGUGCCAGAUUGGUGGUAUCUCGUGUGCUUCUUUGGCUUUUUCCUCCUCAUGGUAGUAGUCGUUGAGGUGUGGCAUAUGGCAGUACCUGUGUGGGCCUCUGUGGCAUUACCAACUCUAUAUGUCUUGCCGUCCGGCUUCAUUUUCACAAUGACUGGGCAAGGGAUCACGCUGAAUCUGCUUGCGCAGAUCAUUCCAGGGACUUUAAUGGCAGGCGACCCUGUUGCGAACAUGAUCUUCAAGGCAUACUCCGUUCAGACAUUGAUGGAAUCUACAUCAUUUGUACAGGAUCUCAAGCUUGGUCAUUACAUAAAGGUUCCUCCACGAGCCACGUUCCUUGUGCAAUUUGUGGGCACGUUGUUGGCAUCAUUCAUCCAGAUCGGUGUCAAGCAGUGGAUGUUCAACAAUAUUCCGGACAUCUACACCCCAAAUCAACCCAGUUUCUUGACGUGUCCUCACAAUGAAGUGUAG